AAAGCUUAAAAAAAUUGUUGAAGAGGAUACAGAAUAUCUUAAUGAUGGUGAGAUAUGCAUCGGAAAAGCAUUAUCAGCAAGUAAAACCUUUAAAAGUAAUAUAAUAUUUCCUCCUGAAAUAAUUUUACAACAACAGUAUGAGCUAAAAUACCCCGAUAGAUCUGUAAAAGAAAUUGAGGAGGUAUCGGGAAAGAUUACCACAAAAGGUUCACUUGAUUUAUCAGCUUAUCCUGAUUUGGAAAAAUUCAUUGUUUUCAAUAACAUCACAAGCAUUAAUAUUAGUAAUAAUGAUAAACUUGAAAUUUUAGAACUGCCGUUUAGCGAAGUAAAGGAUAUUGAUUUAAGUAAUAAUCCUAAUUUAAAAAGACUUCAAUUAGGAAGUGAAAAUUUAAUUAGCUUAGCUAAAAAUUCACAAUUAAGAAAAAGUGAAUAUGCAAAUGAUAAAAUGAUACAAGAGAAUUGUUAA
Molecule: messenger RNA, 466 nt
Organism: Funneliformis caledonium
Lineage: Eukaryota; Fungi; Glomeromycota; Glomeromycetes; Glomerales; Glomeraceae
Source: the annotation of a GenBank genome assembly